AUGCGAUACUCAGAUAACCCUACGAAGCAUAUAAGCAUGAGUCAAACUCUGGAACACCCGUUCAAAAAUCUUUGCAGUCUUCCUGAUGAAUUGAUAGCCAAGGUGCUUUCCUUCUUGGAGAAGCAAUAUUUGAAAGCAAUUGUAGAUGAGGCAGAUAACAGGAUUAAACAAAUUGCGCGCUACAUCUACUAUGAUAAAAUCAAGAUAAGAUCGAAUAGUGAUUAUGACAUUGCUAAAGAUCCAGAAUUAACUUCCAAGGAUUUUUAUAAUAAUCUUUAUCAAAGCAGUUUAAUAAUGUCAAUAGACGAAUUUAUCCUGUUUCAUGAAAUGAAUAGCAAGCAUCCAAUUGGUUUCCUCGAGCUUAGCGAUGAAGAGUUAUUGGAAAUACAUAAAAGGUAUCCAUCCAGCUUAAGACAAGUAGUAUCAAUCCACGUUCAUUGCCUAAAUGUUUCAUGUAUAUCUCAAUUGCCACAACUCCCUUACAAUAUCGAGAGGUUAGAUUGUCCCCUGGUGGGUGCCUAUCAUUACGUUGAUGACUUCGAGUAUCCGAGAACAAUAAAACAUUUAAAUAUUUCUUAUGGAAGAUUCAAGGAUCUACGCGCUUUUGUUAAAACGUUUCCUUAUCUAGAGACUUUGGUAAUGAGUGGGGUUGUUAUUCCUUUGGAUGGUUUGCUGGUCGAUCUCCCUUGGCUCAAUACAUUGGGCACAAAUUCUUCAAGUCUAAAAAAGUUUAAUAACAAAGAAAUUAAGCUUCCAGACCGGAUAGGCGAUUUUACAAUUUUCUAUAGUGAGUCAGCCGAAGAAGAAGAAGAUAUACCAUUUCAAGAAGAAACCCCACUGUAUUCAGAUCAUAUCAGCUUUAACCUCGGUUCUUGUUCAAAAUUAAAAGCGUUGACACUUUAUGGAAAUAAACAGGUAGAGUUAAAUAAUAUUACGGUACCACCUUUUCUAGCCAAGUUGCUGCUUGUUGGCAUAAGUUGUAUCUACCAUGGCGAGAUACUCCAAUCAUUGGGAACUUUAAAUGUGUUGGAAAUAACUGGAAAACUUGAAACAUGCUGUUAUUAUCAAAUAUUCAAGGUGUUCAAAUUUCCAACAAGUCUACGAAAGUUGGUUAUUAGGAAUGCCCAAUUUCGAUCCGAGAUUCAAAAAGGAUUAGAAGAUGCAAAACUUGAAUUAAAUGAAUGUUUUAACAGUGACGGAAAAUUUGAAAUAGGAAGAUCUGAUUUGCAAUUACCCCUUCAGCUAGAAGAACUACUAUUUUCCGGGUUUCCAUUCCUAUGCUUCACCGAAGAAUGGAAAAUGCCUCCAAACUUACUUGGAUUGAGGUUGAGCAUUCUAGAUGGUUUCGAACCAUUUUCAAGUUGCUAUCUCCCUCGUAGAUUGAGAAGUCUCGAAGUGGAACGUGUUGGUCUCGGAUUUUUAAAGGAUAUUCAAUUUCCUGAAACAUUGAAUUAUGUUUCCUUCGAUCAGUGCAAAAUAUGUUAUGUUGAAAAUACUAAUCUUUUUGAAUUGAAAAAUCUUAGGACGCUCGUCUUGAGAGAUAAUACCUCCCUGAGAACCCCAUUCAGGAUUGAUCAGAAUUUGAUAGAUUCAUAUGAUUUGUCUCCAAUGAAAUCAUUGAUGUCUUUGGAUUUAUCUGGAAUUAGGUUUGGAGAUAUCUGUGCUGUAAAAUUUCCUUAUUGGUUGGAAAAACUCAAGUUAAAUGAUUGCAAGUUUUGCAGAUUUGGUAAACUUUUUGAGUUCCCCAUUAAUUUAUUAUAUCUAGGAUUGGCGAAGAACAAUCUCUUGAUUUUGGAAGUUUUGGAAAAGUUACCUCGACAGUUGAAACAGUUAAACAUGUCUUGGAUUACUACCACUAAGAAUGAACCAAUUAAGAUCAGCCAUAAUGCUUUGGAGGAGUUAUUUCUUGAGAGGGCAAAAUUUGACCUGUUUGAUUUUUCCCUAUGCAACAAUCUUAAGAAAUUGAGCCUUAAGCGAACUUCACACGACCUAUUACAUUCGGCUCAAUUUCCCAUAUCUCUUGAAGAAUUGGACUUGAAUUCUGCUACCGCAACUCGUUUAGUUUCGGAUUUUCCACUCCCAAAUGGUCUAUAUUCGAAUUUUGCUAGAUUGAGUAGGUUGAAAGGUUUAGACUUAAGAGAAAGCAUCAUACAAAUGUUUGUUAGGAACCCACCGGAAGUUAUGAAUUUAUCUAGAAGACUACAAGGAGAGACAAGCAACGGCACUCCUGUAGUAUAUGACUGGAGUAAAGGUGCAUAUUUUUAUACAGAGGAAGAAGUCGAUGAAUUAACUAGCUAG
Molecule: messenger RNA, 2298 nt
Organism: Hemisphaericaspora subhashii
Lineage: Eukaryota; Fungi; Ascomycota; Pichiomycetes; Serinales; Debaryomycetaceae
Exons: 2
Coding region: 1-2298 (765 amino acids)
Source: RefSeq, a predicted model, not a curated record